This is a messenger RNA of Coniophora puteana RWD-64-598 SS2, 1887 nucleotides long. RefSeq lists its product as uncharacterized. The record is from RefSeq and is a predicted model, not a curated record. Bases 1 to 1887 code for a protein of 628 amino acids. The transcript has 2 exons. Lineage: Eukaryota; Fungi; Basidiomycota; Agaricomycetes; Boletales; Coniophoraceae.
AUGUCUACCACCAUGACCACCAUCGUCAACACGCUCUCUUCUCUCGCCACCCUCCUGUACAUGACCCUCGUCUGGCUGGGCGUCGCCGCUCUCGACGCUCUCUUCCUGGCCUGUGACGGCGGCUCUCCCUCGCCCGACCAUCAAUCCGAGAACGGCACCGGCGAUUUCAAGGACAACAACGGCGAACCGCCUUCACCUAUUCUUUCCGACGACGUUACCUUGGUAGGCACUCCGAUCUGCGAGGUGGCGUCGAGGUUCGGUGACAUCUCCGAGACGGAAGGCGACAGGACAACAGUACACACCCUAGGGCUCGGCAUCGACACGUUCGGGCUCGGUGUGGAUACACUGCUCCAGAAGGGGUCGACCAUAACCAGGAGCACGAAGGUUUCUGUUAGCUCUCAGACGGAGGAGACUGCCGCGGAGGCGGACGACGAGGUCGCUUCAAACCUACGGGCUACGAUCGUCGCUCUGAAAACCACUAUCGCCCGGCUCACGGAUGACCUUAAAUCUCGGGACACGCUCAUCGACCUGCUCAAUACCGAGGCGACUUUUAUGGACGAGUGUCUCGCUGAGCAACGGGCUGAGGUCUACGGGCUUCAAGCAGCUAGGGACGCCGACGCGGCGUGUAUCGUGGAGCUAGAAAUUGAAGCGAACACGAUGCGCACGUUUAUCAACGAGCAGCGGAUCGAGUUGGAGGGUCUUCGCGCAUCUAAGGCCGCCGACGCUGCACGGGUAUCCGAGCUGGAAACCAACACCAACAUCGCAAACAUUUCUCUCGCCGACCAGCGAGCCGAGCUAGACGUACUCCGCGCUUCCAAGGUCGCUGACGUCGCACGCGUCGCUCAGCUAGAGGCAGACGCGAACACCAUGGAGGGCCGCAUCGAACUUCAGCAGACCGAGCUCGAGGAUCUCAAGGCUUCGAAGGCCGCGGACGCGGACGCGAUUGCUCGGCUCUCGGGCGAGGUCAAGACUCGCGACGCGCGGAUCGCGCAUCUCAGCACGGACGCGGCAAUCAUGGACCACUGCAUUGCCGAGUUGCGCUCCGAGUGCGAGGAGUUUAGGACGUCAAAGGCUGCGGACGAGGCGCGGAUCGCGAAGCUCGACGUCGAUGCGGAUAUCAUGGACGCGUGUAUCGAGGACCAGCGCGAGGAAAUCAACAAAGUCAAGAACACGACUCGCCGACGGGCGUCUGAGUCCGUGAUCGUACGAGGCCAGCGCGAUGAGGCAGAAGCCAAGGUCCACCGGCGCUGUCAGUCGUCGAACGUCAAUACCGUUGCCGCUUCCUCAAACGCAAACGCAGUCCUCUCCCCCGCCGCACUCCGCCUCUCCCAUCUCACAGUCAACCUCGCGCUCGCCCAUCGGGACAACCACCGCUGGGCAGACGCCUACACGCGGCUCUUAGCCGAGUGCGUCACCACCGCGCAGGAGAAAGCCCUGCUCGAGACGGACGUGCGCAUCUUCGAGGCGCAGAUCGGGCGGCAGUCGACGGCCGCUGCGAACCUGCGCACGCGCACGCGGGAGGCCGAGCGCGCGCUCGCGCAGCGCAAGGGCGAGCUCGAGCGGUGCGUGAGGCGGCUGGGGAACGAUCGGGGCGCGCGCAAUAUGCGGGCGCAGAGGGCGGACAGUGCGGCGGUGCAGGAUGCGCUGAGGGGCGAGAUUAGGGAGUUGAGGGCGUGUUUGGGGAUGGCAGCUAACAGGGUGGACAGUAGUGUUGCUGCUGCCGGUGCCGACGCUGUUGCUGGUAAGCAGUCUGAGGCGCCGGGGGUGGCGACGGAUGGGGACGAGGCGCCGGCUGGAAACGAGGCGAUCGUGGUUCAGUCACAGGACAAGGUGACGGCCAAGGAUUGCGGUUGGAAGCCGUUCAGAUCCUCCCCUCUCUGUCUUUGA